This is a messenger RNA of Gloeophyllum trabeum ATCC 11539, 714 nucleotides long. RefSeq names its product Orm1 type endoplasmic reticulum protein. Gene Ontology annotation, cellular component: endoplasmic reticulum membrane. Bases 1 to 714 code for a protein of 237 amino acids. The record is from RefSeq and is a predicted model, not a curated record. NCBI's taxonomy places the organism in Eukaryota, Fungi, Basidiomycota, Agaricomycetes, Gloeophyllales, Gloeophyllaceae. Gene Ontology annotation, biological process: negative regulation of ceramide biosynthetic process; intracellular sphingolipid homeostasis; ceramide metabolic process. The transcript is spliced from 5 exons.
AUGACCAGAGCUGCCGCAUCCAAAAUUCCCGCCCUGUCUGUCGCUACCUCGGGCCCACUGCCGCCCGCAUUAAGGGCGCGCGGGCGAAGUGGAAGCAUUGUGAAGGUCGAGCAGGUCGGCCCUAGCUCCCAGGAAGAGGUGCUCGACCAGAGUGCCUAUGCUAACGUCAACGCGGAAUGGGUUAAUAGAAAGGGUGCAUGGCUCAUUCACCCGGUGCUGAUAGUCGCAGGAAAGAUCCUCAUCGACACGCUGCCUGGAAUGAACCAGCAAGUCAGCUGGACACUAACAAAUCUCCUUUACAUCAUUCUCUCCUACUUCAUCUUCCACUGGCAGACAGGCAUCCCCUUCGACAACGAGCUGCACGGAGGAGCGUAUGAUGAUCUAACGUUAUGGGAGCAGAUAGACGAAGGUGCGCAGUACACUCCAGCAAAGAAGUGGCUCAUUACCGUUCCCAUCGUAUUAUUCCUCCUCUCCACGCAUUUCACACAAUACAACCCCUGGGUCUUCGCGAUCAACCUCACGGCCCUCAUACUAGGCUUAGUACCCAAGCUCCCUCAGGCCCAUCGGCAGCGCGUGCGUUUCAUGUCUGACGAAGCCUCUGGCGUCUCAACUCCUGUGACCCCGGGCUUCCCAUCCGGCUCCGGUACUCCGACUCCCAACGGAACCGCCUCGUCCCCACCCGUCCCCCAUCUCACAGAUUCAUAUUUCCAGUAA